CUGGUGUAGAGGCCGCCCUGGGCUUCUGAAGAAGAAGCACCAUGGCGUAAACAUGCCCGGUGUCACAUUAUUAAACUGAAAUAAGUAAAUAACCUGAACUAAAUCUUACAAGGGACAUGACAGACUGUCCGUACAGCUGAAAUCCCCGCUGCUGUUUAUUCGCUUCAUCGGGAGACAGAAAGAUGAAUGUUUUAGUGCGUAUGAAAGGUCUGGGAGGACAUCUAAGGAGGUCAUACUCCACCAAGUUCUCCUCUAAAAAUGUUCGCCAGACAUUUAUAGAUUUUUUUGAACAGAAACACCAACAUCUGUAUGUCCCCUCGUCCCCCGUCCGACCGCGGGGGGACCCCAGCCUCCUGUUCGUUAACGCCGGGAUGAACCAGUUCAAGCCUAUCCUGCUGGGGGCCGUGGACCCUCGCAGUGAGAUGGCCCGCUACCGGCGGGUGGUCAACAGUCAGAAGUGUGUCCGGGCCGGCGGGAAGCACAACGACCUGGACGACGUGGGGCGGGACAUCUACCACCACACCUUCUUCGAGAUGAUGGGGAGCUGGUCCUUCGGCGACUACUUCAAGGAGGAGGCAUGUGCCAUGGCCUGGAGUCUGCUCACCGAGCAUUAUGGUAUGUCUCCUGACCGCCUCUACGUUUCCUACUUCUCUGGAGACGCAGCGAGUGGACUGCCUGCGGACGAAGAGACAAGACACAUCUGGCUUGACAUUGGGGUGCAAAAGGAUCGCAUUCUCCCGUUCGGUCUGCAGGAGAACUUCUGGGAGAUGGGGGACACGGGGCCCUGCGGCCCCUGCUCGGAGAUCCACUACGACCACCUGGGGGGCCGAGACGCCAGCCCUCUGGUCAACACAGGCAGCCCCGAGGUGGUGGAGCUCUGGAACCUGGUGUUCAUGCAGUACAACAGGGAGGCGGACGGCAGCUUGCGGCCCCUCCCCCAGCAGAGCGUGGACACUGGCCUGGGUCUGGAGCGCCUGCUAGCCGUGCUGCAGGACAAGCGCUCCAACUAUGACACCGACCUCUUCAGCCCCCUGCUGGACCACAUCCACCAGGUGUCCCGCUGCGGGCCGUACGGAGGCCGCGUGGCCCCGGGGUUGGAGGGCCGCGUGGACAUGGCGUACCGCGUGGUCGCCGACCACGUCCGCACCCUCGCCGUUUGCAUCGCCGACGGAGUCUCCCCCGGCAUGUCGGGACCCGAGCUUGUUUUGAGGAGGAUUCUGAGGCGAGCGGUCCGGUUCUCCACCGAGGUCCUCCAGGCUCCCCAGGGAGCUCUGGGGAGCCUGGUGCCCACCGUGGUCCAGGUGCUGGGUGAUGCCUACCCAGAGCUUCACAGACACCAGGAACAGAUCGUGUCAAUCAUUGACGAUAAUGAGGACCAGUUCUUGAGCUCUCUGCAGCAGGGAGUCAGGAUCAUCAACAAGACCGCACCGUUAUCUAGCAACCACAACAGCCAACCCCUGUUCCCAGCCCCGGUGGCCUGGUCUCUGCAUAGGAACCUGGGCUUCCCCCUGGACCUGCUGCAGCUCAUCCUGGAGGAGAGGGGGCUGCAGGUGGACCAGGUUCUGCUGGACCAGCUGCUGGCCAGAAACCACAAGCGUGGCUCAGAACCAGCCGUGGCGUCAGAAAGUGAGACCCAUCUGGACGUCCACACCCUGGCGUCGCUCAAGCAGCAGGGAAUCAAACACACCGACCAGAGUCCAAAGUACCAGUACAACCUGCACAACGGCCGAUAUGUUUUCCCAGAAUGCACUGCGGCGGUGAAGGCGCUGUUCGUCGGUCAGCAGCAGGUGUCGGAGGUGGCGCCUGGGCAGCGCUGCCUGGUCCUAUUGGACCGGACCAGUUUCUACGCCGAGCAGGGUGGACAGUCACAUGACCAGGGCUACCUCUCCAGGCACGACUCACCGGAUGUGCUGUACCCGGUAGAGGAAGUGGCCGUGGCCGGUGGCUAUGUUCUCCACCUGGUUCCAGCUGCAUACGCACUGAAGGUUGGAGACCUGCUCCACCUCCACCUGGACCAGGCCCAGAGGCUGUCCUGCAUGGCGAAGCACACGGCGACCCACCUCCUCAGCUGGGCCCUGCGCUCCGUCCUGGGGCCCAACACGCAGCAGAGGGGCUCCCACGUGGGCCCCAAGCGCCUGCGCUUCGACUUCAGCAUCAAGGGUUCCCUGAGCACCACUCAGCUGCAGGAGGUGCAGCGGCUGGUGGAGGAGGCGAUUGUGGCCGACCAGGAGGUCUAUUCUCGAGAGGUUCCCCUGAGGAACGCCAGGACCAUCCCUGGCCUCCGGACCGUGGACGAGGUGUAUCCCGACCCAGUGCGGGUGGUGUCGGUGGGGGUGCCGGUCGCAGAGCUUCUGGACGGCCACACAGAAGGACACCACUCUGUGGAGCUAUGCUGUGGAACACACCUGCUGCGGACCGGGGCGAUCGAGGACCUGGUGGUGGUCUCAGAGCGCCAGAUGAUGAAGGGCGUCAGCAGAGUCGUCGCACUUACCGGGGAACCAGCCAAACAGGCCCGGGACGCUGGCCAGGUCCUGGCUCAGGCUGUAGCGUCCCUCGUCACCAGGACGGCCUCCUUCUCCUCCUCCUCCUCCUCCUCUUCCUCUUCCCGUCGCAAUGACGCCCAGCGCCUCGCCAAGGAGGUCGGACUACUGACCGAUGCUGUGGACUCCACCCCUGUCCCCCAGUGGCAGAGGAGGGAACUGCAGGCUCAACUCCGCAGCCUCCAGAGAACCACCAACACGGCCCUCAGGAAGGUGGAGAGCCAAGAGGCAGCAGUGCGGGCCGAGGGGCUGCUGCAGCAGAAGGGGGAGCAGACGGUGCUGGUGGAGCGAGUAGAGGCUGACAGUCUGUCUGUGCUGAUGAAGACGGUGAACCAGGUGAGCUCCAGGCGUCCCGACAGUCUGGUCAUGCUGCUGUCCCACCAGCAGAGCUCUGGGAAGGUCCUGUGUGCCUGCCAGGUUCCCAAGGGCUACUUGGCGGUGGCAGCGUGUGAUUGGGCCGCGGCCGUGUGCUCACACCUUGGGGGCUCCUCCGGGGGGUCGCAGCUGGUCGCCAAGGGAACGGGAACCAGCGGUGACAUCACAGAGGUGCUGAGGUGGGCGGAGGAGUACGCACACCGUAGCGCUCCACCCAAAGACUCUUAACACUGCUCAACCUGAACAUACCUCCACCUGAAGACUCUUGACACACCUCCACCUGGACAUACCUCCACCUGAAGACUCUUGACACACCUCCACCCAAAACACACCUCCACAGAGCUAUUGAAGUACGACCAGUCUUCUAGGGGUUCUUUUGGGUUCUUGGGACAUUGAGGUCAAUGAGUACUGUGUUUACUCCACCCUGCAGCUUACCAUUUAUUGUUAUUUUUUUGUAAAUAAAAACACGUUUCUGUGUCAACAGUU
Molecule: messenger RNA, 3401 nt
Organism: Gadus morhua (Atlantic cod)
Lineage: Eukaryota; Metazoa; Chordata; Actinopteri; Gadiformes; Gadidae
Gene: aars2
Product: alanyl-tRNA synthetase 2, mitochondrial (putative)
Exons: 22
Coding region: 183-3143 (986 amino acids)
Biological process (GO): alanyl-tRNA aminoacylation
Cellular component (GO): mitochondrion; cytoplasm
Molecular function (GO): ATP binding; nucleic acid binding; aminoacyl-tRNA deacylase activity
Source: RefSeq, a predicted model, not a curated record